This is a messenger RNA of Sclerotinia trifoliorum, 1700 nucleotides long. Lineage: Eukaryota; Fungi; Ascomycota; Leotiomycetes; Helotiales; Sclerotiniaceae. The record is from the annotation of a GenBank genome assembly.
AGAUGAGUUUGGCCUUCGCGUGGCCUUGGGCGUCAGUAUUCGGGGACUUCUGGGACAUAUCCAAAAUUCAGACCGACCUCGAAGAAGCUAAUAAACUCAAAAAACCAACAAACGAACUACUGCAAAUCGAAAACAGAAACAUCGCAUCGCAUCGCAGUUUUCAUUGUCGUCAUUGAAUCAUCGUCAACCACAAUCGUCGAAUGUGCAUAGAAGAACCAUCAUCAAAACAUCGUCGGAACUUGUAUUCCAUUGGAAGCAGCCUUGUAUCAUGGAAUCACCUGAAUAUUUGGUCGGCUAAAGCAUUUUUAAAAAAUGGGAGAAAUUCAAGUAUGCAGACUUCCAAACAUUGAAAACAUUCUCAACUUUUAAAUCCGGCCUACAGUUUGGACGAACGGAAAGACUGGAACUACAUCAGGCUUAGCCUCAGCAUUUGCGAGUUGGGCUGGGGGAAUUAAGGGAGGAUAGUCGUAUAGGCCGUAGAUAUAAUGGGGCGGACCAUCGGAGGACACUUAGGGUUAUGGAGAGGCUGGAGUGCAGAGCUAGUCCUUAGGCUAUUCGCUUAACAUCAAUAUAAACGGCGAACACCCACACAUCAAGAAGGUAUGCGACAUACCUCACUCUGGAUAUUCUGGAUAUUCACCAAUCCCUAAGUUUACAACACCAUCGAAAUCAUGAAGCUUACUAAACUUGAACCUCAGGACAAACGUUCUAGUAUUCCAGAUCCUCUCGCAUUUAUCAUCUACCGGCUCUUGCCUAUUCUGUGUCUUUCGGCAUUCGUAUACUUCAUACGCCAAAGAUACGGCUCUUUCCUGGAUGACGACAAUAGUACCUGGGCUUAUUUUUACACGAUCUCUUUUAUGUCUUUGUGCGCUUCAAUGGCAGCGGCUCCGAAACCAUUGGAAAAUUACGAUUACAUUAUAUCUAGACACUUAUCUCCUUUUGAGAAGAUUUCUCGAGUUCGAGUGUUUCUCGAGUCCUUUGGCGAGGCUAGAAGUGCCAAAUUUUCUUUUGGACUACGUAGGAAAUCAUGGACUCCAGAACAGAAAAAGAAAGAGGCGCAACUCCAAAAAGAACGCUUCGCGAUUUAUCUAUCUGGUUCGCGAAAAGGGAUCCCACCUUGUCUGUCUGUUCGUGAAAACCUCUACGCUAUGACGAUAUGGCUUACAACAAAAGCCUGUCUUCUUCGAACUUUUGCCCCCAAUCUUAAAAGCUGGCAUGAUUUCCUCGGCUGUUUUACGUACCAAAAUAUUCACCAUGUUGCAUCUUUCGCCUGAUUUUUAACCCUGCUGACUCUCCUAACUUACCGAGUUGGUCUAUGGAAUAUCUGGAACGGAAUACCGGGUGCGAUGGCCGAAUCUAUUCGCUACUCCUGCGGGACAAUUGAUCAGAAGAAGGUUACCGAAAACAAGCGUACAGAGCUGGAGUGGUGGAUUGAAGGGAUAUUGAGGGAAGAUAGCGAUUCUUUUGAGUUGGAAGAAGAGAGAAAAAGAGUAAUCAUUGCACCCAUCCAAAAGAUGAUUUGCGAGACGACAUUCUGGGAGAAAUGGAGGGUAUUUUCCGAAACAGAUAGAUAUCGUAAAUGGCUCGAGAAGGAAGAGACGGAGAGAUUUUGUGACGAUUGUGAUUGUGCACACUAUUGUCCGGCCAAAAGUGUAAAGCAACAAUAGUCUCUAGAAUCAAUGAUAAGAUACUCGAACCUA